AGCGCGACGUGAAGCGCAAGCAAGCAGCAGUGCCAGCAUCUUCGAGAACGCGCAGUCGCGCGUCAAUCCUGUCGGGUGGGAGGUGUGAUCAGCUGCGUGCGAACACGAGGGGAACGAGAUGUUCGUCCUGCAGAGAUCUAUAUUAUCGGCCAGUAGCAGAAACUAUGGAGGAUCAUGGACACGUGCGCUGCCACCUUUGCAUAUUGCCGUGAAGGACGUUCAACAAAGAGACAUUCACGAAGUUUCGGGAGAUGUGGUACCAAUAAAUAUGGUAAAGGGUAUCGGUCAUCUCAGAGAUCCUAGACUGAAUAAGGGCCUGGCGUUCACUCUGAAAGAAAGAAUAGCUCUUGGGAUACAUGGAUUGCAGCCACCUAGAUUUAAGACACAGGAGGAACAGCUGGCUCUAUGCAAAGCCUCAGUAAUGAAAUACUCAGAGGAUUUGAAUCGAUAUUUAUAUCUUGUGGAGCUUCAGGAGAGGAACGAAAGAUUAUUUUUUCGCCUGUUAAGCGAAAACAUCGAGCAGAUGAUGCCAAUUGUCUAUACACCUACUGUCGGUUUGGCUUGCCAAAAGUUCGGUGUGAUAUAUCGUAGACCUCGCGGACUUUUCAUUACUAUAUAUGAUAAGGGCCAUAUUUACGAGAUCUUGAAUAAUUGGCCAGAACAAGCUGUGCGGGCAAUCUGCGUAACAGAUGGCGAGCGAAUUUUAGGUCUCGGCGACCUCGGAGCUUGCGGCAUGGGUAUCCCCGUUGGAAAACUAGCGCUCUAUACAGCUCUGGCUGGCAUUAAACCGCAUCAAUGUCUCCCGAUCACUAUUGAUGUAGGCACUAAUAAUGAACAACUAAGAAACGAUCCUCACUACAUUGGUCUUAAUAAGCCUAGAAGCCAAGGUGCUGAGUAUGAUGAAUUAAUCGAUGAAUUUAUGGCUGCCUGCGUGCAAAAGUACGGACAAAACGUUCUUAUUCAAUUUGAAGACUUUGGGAACCACAAUGCCUUCCGUUUCUUAGACAAAUACAGAGAUAAAUAUUGCACAUUCAACGAUGAUAUACAAGGAACAGCUGCGGUUGCAGUGGCUGGAAUUUUAGCGUCACAAAGGAUAACUAAAAAGAGAAUGGGAGAUAAUAAGUUUGUUUUCCUAGGUGCUGGAGAGGCAGCUAUUGGAAUAGCUGAUCUUUGUGUCAAAGCAAUGCAGGUUGACGGUUGCACGCAACAGCAAGCACGCGACAAUAUUUGGAUGAUGGACAUCGACGGGUUACUCGUGAAAAAUCGUCCCGAGGGUAAUUUGGAAGGUCACAAGAUCUGGUAUGCGAAAGACCACAAAGUGAUGAAGACGUUAAUCGAAGUUGUGAAAGAGAUCAAACCUACUGUCCUGAUAGGCGCUGCAGCGGCAACGGGAGCAUUUACUCCCGAAGUUCUAAGAGAAAUGGCGAAAAACAACGAAAGGCCUUUGAUCUUUGCUUUAAGUAAUCCAACUAGUAAGGCUGAAUGCACAGCGCAGCAGGCGUACGAUCACACCGAUGGUAGAUGCGUAUUCUCUUCGGGCUCGCCAUUCGGCGAAGUAACAUAUAAUGGGAAAACGUACAAGCCUGGACAGGGAAAUAACGCAUACAUCUUCCCUGGUAUUGCUUUAGGCGUUAUCGCUACCGGCGUGCAUCACAUCACUGAAGAUUUGUUCUUGAUUUCGGCGCAGACUGUCGCCGAUCACGUGAAAAAUGAGGAUCUCGAAAGGGGUAGCGUGUAUCCACCGUUAAAUAGUAUUCGUGAAUGUUCUAUCGACAUAGCAGUUAAAAUAGCCGAUUAUGCCUACGCCAAAGGUGGUUUGGCAAGCGAAUAUCCAGAGCCGAAAGACAAGCGAAAAUUCAUCAUAAGUAAGAUGUACGACGCCAAUUACGAUAGUCCACUGCCAAAUCUAUACGAAUGGCCGGGUGAUUAUGCUAAACCGCGUAUUUUGCCGGAAAAAGACACAGUAGAAAUCCGUCAUAAUUUAAAACACCUAUAACGGAUUUUAUCAGGCGGAGUAGUCGCAGGCUAUCAUUAUUGUCUUUAAUGAUAAAAAUAUCGACGACUUAUUGUUCUUCGAUUUAUAAUCAAUGUCACUCAUGACAUAUACAAACAGUUGUAAAACAAUUUUAAUCAUAAGAGAAAUUACUUCAUCGAACUAACACUACGGUGUUUUUCAUCAUCACAUUUACAUAAAUCGAAUAACGUGGCGGCAUGAACCGAUUGUUGAUAAUGUUAUUGUAAUAAGCUGUAAUAUUUUAAACAAUGUAAUAUUUUAAUAUCCUUCAUUUAAGUAUCGAUAUUAAAGAUAGCAAUUGCUACUGAAAUAAUAGUUGAAAAUAACUGAAGAAAGUUUGUAUAGUUGCAUUUUAAAAUACAUUGUAUUAUUUUACACAUAUUGAUAUUAGGAAAAUUAUAUCAAGCAAGAUAGUGAUACUCUCGAUAACUCUGUUAUCAAAACUAAUGAAAUUUUAGAACUUUUUUCUGUAAUGAGCUCUAUUAAAAAUUAAUCAUAGGAUAUUCAAUAACACAAUAUGUUUAGGUUUCCUGACUUCUCAUUUACGGAUGAUAAUUACAAGACAUGAAAAAACUUUUAAUCUUUUCCUGUUAUCUCUCCUGAAGAUCUUCAAAGUUACCAUAAUCAUAAAACAAUCGGAGAUGAAUUAAUUUCCGAAGCUUUAAUGAGGACCGACAUCUGCUUUUAGCAUGAACAUUUUAUAUUUCUAUAUAAAUUUUUAUAUUUUACAAUUAUUACAAUAUUUAAAAAAUUUUUUAAUAAAUCAAUCUAAAUCAAGAAAGAUCACUCAAACAUUAGAAUUGCUUUCUUUGACAUCAACGACAGAUUUAAUCCUAAGCAUGAUUUAGGAAAUAAUAUUCGAAAGUAUUUUUUCUAAUAUUUCUAGUAUUUUUAUAAGUCUGAUUACAACUUAAUAAUAAUUCCUGGGUGGGAUUUAAUAAAUUUAUUUCAAAGCUGCAUUAUAAAAAAUUCUCUAAUCUUAUAUCUAGAAUUUUAAAUACAAUUCCUGGAAAAAACCGAAAAAUUCUCUGAGAAUUUUUUUACAAAGUUGAUGAGUACACACCCUGCUUGUGUUUAAAUUGCAACCUAUGCUACAUUAAUAUUUUGCUCUAAAUGUGUCAUAAUUUUAUCGUAGGAGAAUGGCAUGCAAUACAUAAUGUGCAAUAUUAAUGUUUUACAGGCUUCGCAAAAUGCAUCUAUAAUUAUAACUGUUUGAUAAUCAAAUAAGUCUCUAUAAUUUAGACAGCAUGAAUAUUAAAAUAAUAUUUAAAAAACUUUUUUACUUUUACACUUCAAAAUUAAGUUUAUCCAAGCGAUUAAAAACACAUUUUUUUCGAGAACAAUCUGUUUAAAAUAAUAACAAUAAUACUUAAUUUAUUAAAAGUCACUUAAAACAGUAAUAGAUUAUCUAAUCAAGCAAAAUUUUAAUACUUUAAAUAAUACAAUACUUUAAAUGCAUAAUAUAUACCUAAUUUAUUAUACAUUUAAAAUACUUGUCAUAUUGUUUAUAGCAUUAAAAUCUUGCUUAAGAAUCUAUUAUUUUACAAUGUAUUUUAAAAAAUAAUUUUUACCUACGUAUGUAAAGAAUUUAAAAGUGUUAUUACUUAUAUUUACACGUCGCUUAAGUAAACUCAUAGAGCUACCGUUUUGUACAACUAAUUGUGUUCUUCUCCCAACAGAUUAUAAUGCGUUGGCCAGUCUAAUAUCUAAACAUGAGAUGACCACUUUGACACAAAUUUUUCAAUUUAAUUUCUUACAAUUUCUUUGAAAAAAUAAAAAUUGUUAUCGUAGAUAAUCACACAAAUAUUGUACUCUUUAGUAUUAAGAAAUUACAAUUUAUCGAUGUUUGUUGCGUUUAAAUGUACUCGAUAAAUAUGUACUUAUUUAUAUAUUUAAUGUAGUGUGACAAUGUUUAACACUGCAGAAUCGUACUUGAAUAGUAUAGACUUAUUCACUACUCAUUGUCCUCGACAUGGAUUGUCAAAUAUUCCAAUAUAUUACUGAUUAUUUAUUUUUUUUAUAAGAUAAUUGACUUAAACGCAAACUCAUUCCUAUUAUAUAUAUAUAUAUAUAUAUAUACACACACAUACAUACCAUUCUGCAUCACAUGGUAUGCACAGUACAUGAUAGUUAUUUCAUAUUUUGUUAUUUAAUAAAUAGCUACUUCUUGUUAUAUAUAUUUGAUGCGUAAUCCUUCAUUGGAAAUAUCUGUUUCAUGAAUAACAUACGGUAAAUAAAAAUUCACGAAUAUGACAAGAUAAUUUUAAGGAUAUAUCCUGUUUUACAAUUCCUGCAAAAUAAAAAAAUGAAAAUUAUUAAUAUUUAUACUUUAAAUAAACUAUAUAUACAUAUGAAAAGUGUGAAUAAUAUUGUAUUUUUAAUUAACACAUUGUUAUAAUUUAUUUAAAGUAUAAAUAUAAAGGUUCUAUUUAAAAAUUCCGAUUUUUGUCAUUAUUCUUUAAAAAUUAGGAUUUUUAUUAAAAUAUUUUUACUUCUUAUUGAAAUACUUUUUGAUCCUGAUACAAAAUUGCUAAAAAAUUUUUUGCAUUACUUUUAGACAUUACUGUAAUUUAGGACAAUCUAUAAUUUUUUAUUUUUUUAUUUUGUAAAUAUAUGUAAUACACCCUUAAUAUCUUUUAUAUAUAUAUAUAUAUUUCAUUGGAAACAAAGCGAUUGUGUAUUCGAUUGUGGAAAAGUAUCAGAAAGGAAACUGCUUUAACAUUAAUAUAUUUGUACUUUGUUACGAUGCGCACUCUUAUAUCUUGUGGAAGAAAGCCGAGACAUCUACAUAAUAAAUUUCUGACAAAAGGCACCUAUGUUAUGAAAUAUAAAUUAUUUAUUGAUGAUAUUAAUUGUAGAUUUUAUUAAUUGCUGCUACAAAUAAGGAACUUUUUAUGUCUGUGCAAUUUAUGUAGAGAACCAUAUCAUGCUGCCAUGGAUGAACAUCUUGACAGUAUAUAGAUAUAUAUAUCGCAGGAAAUAGAUUUCUCAUUAAAUCAUGAAUGUGUUUAUGGAUUAUUACUAGAUAUGUAAAUUAUAAUGUUAAAAAAUUCUGAAUAAAUGUUAAUUUUUUGUUGU
Messenger RNA from Monomorium pharaonis (pharaoh ant), 5092 nucleotides. RefSeq names its product NADP-dependent malic enzyme. The coding region runs from base 119 to 1996 and encodes 625 amino acids. Gene Ontology annotation, molecular function: NAD binding; malate dehydrogenase (decarboxylating) (NADP+) activity; malate dehydrogenase (decarboxylating) (NAD+) activity. Gene Ontology annotation, cellular component: mitochondrion. NCBI's taxonomy places the organism in Eukaryota, Metazoa, Arthropoda, Insecta, Hymenoptera, Formicidae. The record is from RefSeq and is a predicted model, not a curated record. Gene Ontology annotation, biological process: pyruvate metabolic process; malate metabolic process. The transcript is spliced from 11 exons.